Messenger RNA from Dreissena polymorpha, 4013 nucleotides. RefSeq names its product tetraspanin-9-like. NCBI's taxonomy places the organism in Eukaryota, Metazoa, Mollusca, Bivalvia, Myida, Dreissenidae. Bases 310 to 1179 code for a protein of 289 amino acids. The record is from RefSeq and is a predicted model, not a curated record. Gene Ontology annotation, cellular component: membrane. The transcript has 9 exons.
CAAGCGUUCGAAAUACACGUGCGUGCGAGUCAGUGUACAUUGUGUUUCCAACAUUAUGUGUGGCUGAUCGUUAGAGGUCGAUAUUCGCAAGGCUUAUGUUGUUAUUAGUUGAACGUUCGUGUUGCUAUUCGCUUUUUGGAGUAAUUGACGAGCUGGAUCUGUUAUUCUUUGAAAAGUUGGGGUGUAUAUAAUAAUUUAAGACUUGUUUCAUAUCGGUGCAUCAAUACAAGAUAUCGACAAAACAACUACAGACAUAUCUGAGACACUCUGAACAAAUAUCAGCAGAGACGUAGUGAGGGUGUUUCCAAAAUGGGGCUGAAAGGUUUAGGGAGCUUCAUCAAGUAUUUCCUGUUCCUGUUUAACGCCGUCAUUCUGGUAGCGGGAUGUGCCCUCGUCGGGUUUGGCAUCUACGCCCGGACCAGCUCGUCGGCGGUUGCGAAAUUUUCUUCCAUAUUAGGUAGCAACCUGCUGCCCACUUUAUCCCUGGUCCUUAUCAUCACAGGGGUCGUGAUAAUCAUCCUGACAUUCCUGGGAUGCUGUGGCGCCAUCAAGGAAGUAAAGUGUAUGCUUAUAACGUUCUUUUUGCUCAUCUUGCUGCUGUUCGUUACAUUUCUUGUUGGAGGGAUUUUACUGUACGUUUUCCGAGACAAGAUUGAAGACAUCGCACUGACGCAACUACGGGGACAAUUGAAGACCGAAUAUGGACGCAAGGGUCAGGAGAAGGUCACAGAGGCCUGGGACUCCAUGCAGGAAAUCUUCCACUGCUGUGGCCUCAUCGGUGACGUUAACUCCACGGAAUCUUGGGCCUUCUACAAGCUGCAAUCAGACUGGUUCUACAACAACACAGAUUUGGCAAAAACAUCGCGCAAUUUGAAAGUCGAAUACGUCCCCACCAGCUGCUGCAAGGACAGAAAGAACACACCGAACGUCACCUUGUGUCAAGGCCUCUCUGACGUCACAAGGAUCCCCGCCGUGGGGCCGCACGUUACCACCCGGCAAUGGAACGAUCAGCUUUAUACUCAGGGUUGUUAUACGUCCGUGUAUGAGAUGGUGAAGAGCAACGCUGGCGUGUUGAUAGGUGUGUGCGGUGGCAUCGUGUUUGCUAUGAUUUCGGGUAUGGUGUUUUCAAUAUGCCUGUGUAAGAAAAUAAAGGACGAUGACGAUUACGACUGUGACUAGUCGUUUCUGUGUAAAUGUAAAUGGUGAAGAAAAUAUGUAUAUGACUCGCGGAUUCCGUGUGUAAAGGUGUAGAAAAUAUUCGCGUGACUAUCCGAUUCCGUGUAAAUGCAGUUUGUGUACAUAAUAUAGCCAAAUAUCCGUGCAAUUUAGAAGGUGUAUGCAUUGGUUUCUUUGUACCAGAUAGUACGGUGCCGCGGAAAUAAGCUAUGCCAAAUAAUGUUUCAGAACGAAUAUGUUAAUUUCUAUUCUUGUGAGAUCAUGUUUAAACUCGGAUAAUGUGUGGGGAGAAAUCGUUAGAAUUCAGUAGAACAUCGAAGAGCUCACAGACAAGCAUCGAGAUCAAAAUAGUUCAGGGGUUUUAAUGAAUCAGAAUACUACAUUAAAGUACUCCUAUCAGAGACAAAGGUCGAACACUUAACAGUUAACCACACAAUGUGUACAACUGUGACAGACACGUGAACUAGAGUAAUAAAACUAGUUAAAAGUAGCAGUUUGAAGCUCAUCUCGCCCCUUACAUCUGAAAUAUUGUCUAUGAUCUUAAAUGUUGAAUAACAUAUGAAGUGUAAAAUAUGUUUGCAAAUGUUCAGUUAUCCCGGCUAGUAUUAAGUAAGUUCUUAACGGAAAUCUUAAGUUGAACUCAAAUGCAAAUGCAUGUGUUUAUAGUCUGAUUACUUUAUACAUAUUCAAUCGACUUUGAAUUCCAGUGGUCAGGGCGGGAUUCGAACCCGGGACCUCUCGAUCCCUACGCCAGCGUCCUACCAUUAGACCACCGCUCCCACUGCAAACUCAAGCACUCGAAGCACUUAAGUGAACAAAUGAAUGUGCCAAAAGAAGUCAGACUUAAGGAAUUGCAAUGAGUUACAGAAAUUGUGUUGAAUUUUCUCUCAUUUAAUAUGGCCCUAUAUACACGUAAAACGAGUCGAACCAAUGAGCAUGGAAUAUAGCAAAAAUUACAAAAUUGUCAACGCAAUGAACGGUAAAGUAAAAACAUAUUUAUCUCUGACCUGCUAUUAAAGGGGCCUUUUCACGUUUUAGCAAAUUGACAACAUUAAAAAAUUGUUUCAGAUUCGCAUAUUUUUGUUGUAGUUAUGAUAUUUGUGAGGAAACAGUAAUUUUACUGAACGUUUACCAUGCUCUAAAAUAUCCAUGAUAUGCAUCUUUGACGAUUUAAAAACCUGAAAAUUAUAAAUCUUUGCAACGCAAAACGAUUGAAUAAUUUAGAGAGUUCUGUUGUUGUCGUUAUAUUUUUGCAUACUACGAGGAUUGCUUAUAUAAAGUAUAAAAUACAUCACUCACUGUUUGAGCACGGAUGGCCAAGUUGUCUAAGCGGUAGACUUUUACUCCAGGGGUCAGUGGUUGGAGGCAAGUUGAGGGUUACUUUUUCUUUCUUUAAUUUUAUUCUUUUUUUUACUAGACCUAUUUAGAUCCAAUGUUUACAUUUAUAAAUAUAAAGCAUUUAAUGACAAACUUUGAUACAUGCCAAAAUCUGUGGAAAGGCCCCUUUAAACAAGAACAUGAGACAUGGCUGGCAACAACGCUGUUAAUUUGCAUUAUGGUUUAUUUUUUUAUGCUUUAAAUGACCGUUCCUUCUUCUGUGUACCACAAAAUGUAAAAAUAUCAGUUAAAAAGCAACAAAACUUUAUUAUGCUGCAGAAUUGUAUUCGCGUAAUACAAGGUGAUAAUAAAAUCUUUGCGCCCGUUAAUAUUUUUUUUUAUGAAAUGUACAUGUAUCUGCCAACAUGUAAAUAACUUCAUUUAAAGAUAAACAAUUGUGAAAAACAAUGAAAUAAAAAUUAGUAAUGCUUUUAGUGUUAGUGGUGUGGAAUUGACAUAAACGUGAUGUUGCCUUUUAUAUUGAACGUGCGAAUCUUAGCAUACGGGAAGCAAUUUCUGAAAGAUAUGUGAAUGCUUGGCAAGAGUUGUAUCCCUUCCAUUGUACAGUUAACUGAGGUGUACUACGAUUGAACAAUUAAGAUUUGUUACAUGGCAGCUUAUGAGACAAAUUAUUAAUAUAAUAAUCGUCAGAUAUUUCAACUGCGAUGGCAUUUCAGAAAAAUAAUAUUGAUCUAAACAUCGAAUUCUCGUGUAAACUUAUUACCGAUAAACAAUUGAGUAUUUAUUCAUAUUUAUGAGAGCUUGCUAUUUUUGUGUUACAUUUUCCAAGCAGUUACAUAUAAUAGGUCGCCGUGGCGUUUUGGAUUUGGUGUCUGCCUAGCGACCGGGAGGUCAUGGGUUCUUGAGAUCCCCCCAUAGACAUCAAGUUCUGGUCUAGCCCCAGGAAACAGACUUGAGAGGGUUUCAAAUAAGUCUUAGGCUUCCGAUGCAAUUGAUCUAAAAUAAAUAGGUUAAAACUAAACAUCGAUGAUCGUCAGUCUUGUUUAAUGUCUCAUUCUCGUUUAGUGGUGGAUGUGUUUGUCUACGUACAGAUGUCAACAUUCAUCUUCUGCUCCUCUUGUAAGUCCCUUAUCGGUGUAACCAGAUGGAGCCUAUAGGUUUACCCCCAGCAGGCCCGUGAGUCCGUCCGAAUCUGGACCCUGGGGAAAAUAUCGAAGAACCUCCAAGAUUCUCAUUUUUUUUUUGAAAAACCCAAAUGUGAUCUUAAAAUAGCUAUAGUACAGAAAUCUCAAGUUUAUACGAUCGUUGUUAUACUAUCGAUUUUCAUCUGGUAAUAGGAUAAAUGUUGUAUAUGAGAGUGUGUGUUUCUUUCAGCUUUUUUUAACCCAUUUAUGCCCAGUGGACUCUCCUAUCCUUCUAAAUUGGAUCAAAUUAUUUCCAAAAUUAGGGGUGUCAAGUAUAUUUAUGUCUAUUUUUAGAAUAUUUCAUAAAGAAAUUCA